UCCAUGCCGAGUGGGCCUCGUUUUAUUUUAAUUUGUAAAUUAUAAAAAGCAAAUCAAAGUUAAUUGUCGACGGUCUGCCCGUUGUUGGUGGCGGGUGUUGUUGUCGUCGUCGUUCGGGUUCAAGGUGCCUCUCUCGUCUCGUCGGCAGGAGCCCGUGUUGGCGAGGCACGUGGAAGAGUCGAGAGCGCAAGGUAUGAGCCACAAUGGCGCUGGCACCACCACCGCCGCCGCCGUUGUCCGCCGGUCACUGCGGCACACUGCGCCGCGAGCUCGGCCCAGACGCCGACACGGGCGGCCCCGCCGCACGGGGGCUACCGGCAGGAGCCGCGACCCCCCAGCUCGGAGACGGUAGCCCCCCGCCCCGGACCGACGCCGGCAGCCCGCGGCACCGAGCGCGCCACCUCGGGUCGCCGGCGCAGGAUGUCGUCGGCCCCGCCUCGACGACGCUCGCGCCUUGCCGCGCCGGUUCGGGCGAGCCGAGGCUCACGGGAAGGCGGAGGGUGCAGUCGGCGCGGCCGUCCGUCCGCCCGGCCCCCCGCGCCAGCGCCGCCUCACCGGCGCCGGGAGAGACGACGGUUUUCGGGCAGUGGCAGCGGUUGGAUUUCCUGCGUGGCAAAAGUUUGCGAAGGAAUUCGAGGACUGCCGCGGCGGGGUUGGGUACCGGUGGCGGUGGUGACGGCGUUUUACCGCGGAUCGUUUCGGGGUGGAGCGCACGUCCAGGCGCCGCUCCCCACCGCCAGCGCGACGUUUCGACGACGCAGCAGGUGGCACGCAAAUUCGGAGCUCACCCCGCGCACCGUACGUUACCAAAGCCACCGGCGCACGUGAACCCCUUCCUGAGACAGACGAGCGUCAAUUUGCUCUUGGACGGCACCGCUGCUGCUGCUGCUGCUGCUGGGUUUGUGGAGAACACCGUGCCGGCCGUCGAGACAAUCCAUGACCACCGGCUGCUCAACGGAGCGAACGCCGGCAGCGUGGCGAUGCCCGUGGGACCUGCCGCGCACGGCGGAGUGACGGACGCGUCGAGCGGCCCGGAGCUGCCCGUGAUGCAGCUGACGGCCGCCGUGCAGAGACUGGCCGCGGGUGUCGCGAGAAGCGGGAGCGAGCCAACGGUGAAUCCGCCAAGCGGCCCCAUCGCAUCGCUGCGCGAGUCUCCUCCGAGCGUCUGUCCGACGACGCUGACGAGGAAGCCCAAGCUGAGCUCGCGCAAGGCGAAAUCGGAUCGCGUGAAAAACCCGGACGCGAAGCCGAGCGCGGGCAGAACACGGGGCGGCCCUGGGAGCGCGCCGGCGCGCCGGGUCGGCGCGCGGCUCGCCGGCAAGAGCGGCGGCACGUCGGCUGCGCACUCGGGGCAGGGGCAAAGCGGGCGUGAGCUGGAGCAGCGCGGGUGGAGGGCCGGCAGUCCACCCUUGGAGUUGGGCAGCGGGGACUGUGGGCAGGACGGAGAAGAGGAGGAGGAGGAGGACGGGAGCGAGGCGGUGGAGGAUGACAGUUCGGAGGUCUCUUCCGCGCAGUCUGUGGACCUCAAUGGUGAUGACGAAGACGACCACGACGACGAGGAGGAGCUGCCGGAUGGACCGGACGAGGUGGGAGAUGAGGUGGACGUGAGUGACGGCAGCAGCACUGACGAUGAGGGAGGUGACUACGCUGCGGCCCUGGACCUCGCCGUGAGCACUGCCGCCUGCAGUGUGCCGGGCAGCGCCCAGGACGGGCAACCCAAGCCGGCGCUCGUGCCCAGCAUUUUCGACAACGUGCCGCCCACCAUCUACUUUGGCACCGCGGAGGAGACGGUCGCGACGCUGCCGUGGCCGCUGCGCAGGAAGCUCAAGUGGAAGAUGAGCCCCGUGACUCCGCAGGUCGUGCGGAAGGCGUUGGCGCGCUCCCACUUCCGCCCCACCGCCAAGAACCACGACUGGCUGGGCUGCUGGGGCCGCCACAUGAAGUCCCCGGGGUUCAGAGCACUGCGCGAGCACCAAAAGCUGAACCACUUCCCCGGCUCCUUCCAAAUCGGGCGCAAGGACCGGCUGUGGCGGAACCUCUCGCGGCUGCGCGCGCGGUUCGGCCGGCGCUCGUUCGGCUUCGUGCCGCUCUCGUUCGUGCUGCCGCAGGACACCCGCGCCCUCCGCCUCGCGUGGGCCGGAAGUGGCGGCGGCGGCGGCGGCGGCGGCGGCAGCGGCAGCGGCAGCGGCGGCGGCACCCACGUGCGCUGGAUCGUGAAGCCGCCGGCGUCGGCGAGGGGGAUCGGGAUCAAGGUGGUCAGCAAGUGGAGCCAGCUGCCCAAGAUGAGGCCUCUACUUGUACAGAGGUACCUGCACAAGCCCUACCUCAUAGAGGGCAGCAAGUUCGACCUGCGCAUCUACGUGUACGUGAGCUCGUACAACCCCCUGCGUGUCUACGUGUUCAAGGACGGCCUGGUGCGCUUCGCCAGCUGCAAGUACUCCUCUGCCACGAAGACUCUGGGCAACCGCUUCAUGCACCUGACGAACUACAGCGUCAACAAGAACAACGCGGCCUACAGGAGCAACGACGACCGCACCCAGUGCGAGGGCCACAAGUGGGCCUUGAAAGCGCUGUGGGGCUACCUGUGUGACAAGGGAGUCAACUGCCGCCUGAUAUGGGAGCAGAUCAAGGAUAUCGCCGUCAAGACCGUCAUCGCCUCGGAGCCGUUUGUGAGCAGCCUGCUCGCCCAGUUUGUGGGGAACCGCCGCUCCUGCCACGAGCUCUUUGGCUUCGACGUCAUGCUGGACGAGAAGCUCAAGCCCUGGCUGCUGGAGGUCAACAUCUCGCCCAGCCUCCAUUCGAACUCGCCGCUCGACGUCGCUGUCAAGGGCCAGAUGAUCAAGGACCUGUUGAACAUGGCUGGCUUCCAAAUUCCAGCCAGCGAGCGGAUUCCCAGCUUGCAGGGAGGCGGUGACGGAGCGAGGACCGGGAGCGACGUUGCCACCAACGAGCGCUCCAAGCACGCGUUCUACCUCUCCCCACGCAACCUCGACGAGCGCGGCACGCUGCUGGACACGCUGACGCCGGGCGACGUGCGGGUGCUGGUGGAGGCGGAGGACGAGCUGCGGCGGUGCGGGCACUUCGAGCGUGCGUUCCCCUCUCCCGCCCCGCGCUACCUCGUCUUCUUCGCGCAGCAGCGCUACCACGACCUCCUGCUGCACCGCUGGACGUUGGCGCACCCGCCCGGCACCACAGCAGGCAUCGAUCUUCUGAAGCGCCUUUGCAAGAAGGGCGUUCACCUGGGCCCUGCAGAGGACCCCGCCCACAUCUGGACUCCGUCGGCGAGGUCGGAGCCUCGUCCCCGCGCCGUCGUCACUGGCGAGGCCGCCAGCGCCAGGGCGGCCAAGCCUCCCGCGAAGCAGCCGGAGGAACGGGAGAAGGUGCCUACACCUGGGCCCCAGGUGUGCGGCAUAAGCUCCAGCCUCGGCUUCUUGGCUCUCUCGCAAACCCAGGGCGUCCACCGAGCCCUCCGCGCGGCCGGGAGCGUGGGCGACGUCUCUUGACACCUCCGCGCAAACCGCCGCCCGUCAUCCCGUCGUCAUCCCACACCUCUCGACAGCCCUGCCUCCCGAGUCGCCCGGCCCCAUCUACCACAUCUCGCACGUCAGGAGAUUGUGGAAGGGUUGUCCCCUACUACGCAAAAGGUGGUACGCUCCGAGGCAGCCGUCCACACCUGGGAAGAAGUUGCGAUAUGAUGGUGCGUGCUGCCAGCGGGGCGA
Lethenteron reissneri (Far Eastern brook lamprey) is the source of this 3719-nucleotide messenger RNA. Its product is annotated as tubulin monoglutamylase TTLL4-like. Gene Ontology annotation, biological process: protein polyglutamylation; microtubule cytoskeleton organization. Gene Ontology annotation, cellular component: ciliary basal body. Lineage: Eukaryota; Metazoa; Chordata; Hyperoartia; Petromyzontiformes; Petromyzontidae. The record is from RefSeq and is a predicted model, not a curated record. Gene Ontology annotation, molecular function: tubulin binding; tubulin-glutamic acid ligase activity.